Messenger RNA from Closterium sp. NIES-65, 2403 nucleotides. The record is from the annotation of a GenBank genome assembly. NCBI's taxonomy places the organism in Eukaryota, Viridiplantae, Streptophyta, Zygnematophyceae, Desmidiales, Closteriaceae.
AUGUCAGCCGUACUGACGUCAGCUGCAGUGGUGGAGGCGGAGGGGGAGGCGCAAGCGGCGGAGGGGACGCAGGGGCAAGUCCGCAAGGGGCGGGGGAAGUCGGGCGGGCGGCAGAGAGUGCAGCGGCGGAAAGGGGGCGAUGGGGGGGAGCCGGAAGGCGAGGAGGCGGCGGGCGUGCGGACGAACAAGCUGGCGUGGCUGGCGGACGAGGGCGUCAUGCUCGACUCCGAGCAUGCAGUUGCCGUGGGUGCGAGCACGCAUUGCUGGCGUGUGGCUGGCGGACGAGGCGUCAUGCUCGAUUCCGAGGUAAGCCAUGUGCCGUGGUGGGAUGCGGUGAUGCGUGGUGGGGUGCUGCAUGGUGGGCGCACGUUGGCGCGGGUGAAUCGCGCCAUAGCGCGGUGCUCGUCCGUGAAGGAGGCGCUGGGCGUGGUGGAGGAGAUGAAGGCCAAGGGCCUCAACGCCGCCAAUGAGGGCACGUACCAGGCGCUGAUAACGGUGUGCAGGAGGCAGCGGCAGGGCGAGAGGGCGCUGGUGGUGUAUGCAGCAAUGAAGCAGGCGGGCAUGGCGCCGGGCAUGCUCACCUUCAACGCCCUCAUCUCCUGCUGCCACCAGGCUCAGCGAUUCGAAGAUGCUUUUCGCCUCAAGGCGGACAUGGAGGCACAGGGCUUAAAGCCCGACGUGGUCACAUACACAUCCCCUAUGGCCACUCUCACUUCCCACCCACACCUGCUCGCCCUCCUCGCCUCUCACCUUCAACGCCCCCCUCUCCUUUCACAUCCACCUGCCCCCAUGCAGGCAGACAUGGAGGCACAGGGCUUAAAGCCCGACGUGGUCACAUACACAUCCCUCAUGGCGCUCGUGGUCAAGACCGGCCCCUACCGCGGCCGCUCCUCUCCCUCCCAGCGGUUCGAGCGGGCCAUGGACUUGUACAGGGAGAUGCGCUCCCCCGAGCGGGCAGUGCAGCCGGACGCCAUCACAUUCAACACGCUCAUGUUUGCCGCCGCCCAGGCAAAGCUUCCUGGGAAGGUGCUGGAGGUGUACGGCAUGAUGGUGGCGGACGGCGUGCCGCCCAACCAGAUCACGUUCGGGAUUCUGCUCGAGGCCGUGGGCAGUGGCGGGCGGCUCACUGCUGCCCUGCAGGUGUUCAACGAGAUGCGGGCAGCAGGCAUCCCCCCCACCACCUCCACUUUCAACUACCUCAUUGAUGCCUGUGCCACCGCUCCCCGCCCUGACGCGGUGAAGGCCUGGAGCCUGUUCUCCGAGAUGGAAGCUGCUGAGAACGUUCGUCCCAACGCAGAAACGUUCAACCUCCUCAUCAACGCCUGCACCAAGGCGGGCGACCACGAGGGGGCACUGAAGGCAUUCGGCAUGAUGAGGGAGAGGGGGUACACGCGAGCCAUCACCACGUCCACCUUCAACAAGCUGCCUCGGCGAUGUACGCCCUCCCCUGUACGCCUUGCUUCCAGGUACGCCCUCCCCUGUACGCCUUGCUUCCAGGUACGCCCUCCCCUGUACGCCUUGCUUCCAGGUACGCCCUCCCCUGUACGCCUUGCUUCCAGGUACGCCCUCCCCUGUACGCCUUGCUUCCAGCUAUACAGCCAGAUGCGGGCAGAGGGCCACAGGCCAGACGUGGUAACCCUGGGGACGCUCAUCACAGCAUGUGGCAAGGACGGGGACGCAGCGCGCGCCAUGGCGGUGAGGCAGGAGCUAGAGGCCGAGGGCGUGCCGCCCAACGCCGCCGUCUUUCACGCGCUCAUGGCCGUGCAGGGCCGCGCUGGCUUGUGGCCGGCGGCGCUCGGCACGUUCCGGGAAAUGCAGGGCCGGGCGGCGGAGUGGGAGCAGAAGGGGAGCGGCAGCACCACGGUUAUUGGUGGCCCCAGAGAGAACCCCCUGGCACCAACCCUCCCGGCGUACACGGUGCUGUUCGACGCGUGCUUUGGUCCCGAGGGGGCAGAUGCAACAAUCAAGGGCCUCGUGGAAAAGGGGUGCAGGCUCUCCCUCACACCGGCUCUGCUAGCAGCGGUGGAGGUGUACAGAGAGGCAGCAGAGGCGGGCACCUUCUCGCACUACGCCCUCUCUGAUGCCUACAGUGCUUCCGCUACUGCUGCUCCUGCACCUGCCGCCGCAGCUGCCACUGCAGGAGCCUCAGCUGAUGACUCGUUAGUGCGCGACUUGGCUAUCGUUACAGGAAUGUCGCGGGCGAAGAACCAGCCGAUAGGAGAGGCACCGAGGGGCAGGUUUCCGAAGCUGUUUGUGAGUGUGGAUCGGACGCUGCAGGCGGUGGGGCUCAAGGGCAAGAGCAUGCGCGCGCUCACCAUGCAAGCGCUGUCUGUGGACGGUCAACAGCUCGCGCAAUGGCUCAAGAAAGAUGCCGCGGCUGUGUUUCCCGAGUUGAGGAAGUAG